AUGGUUGCACCGUUGGAAGUGGGAUUCUACACGGAGAUUAUUGGAUUCUUGCAGUGUAUCAAGCUCGAGGAUACCUUCCAGGGAACGAAACCAAAUGGCUUCGAAAUCAUCACUCAUGAUUUCGCUCCGACCAGAGUCAUCGUGGAGUACCGGUACAACUCGGUUUGGAAGAAUGUUACGUAAGUUUACGUGUCGCACUAAAUUUAUAAAUUUUUUUAGCCGCAAGCCGUUGGAUUUGGUCGAUAAAGACGAGGAAGGUUUCCAAAGCUACCGAGUCUUUUUGAACCAGGUUGGAGAGGAAGUCAAGGUUGGAGUCUCCGGAUUAAGAACAGAUUUCAGGUAAGUCGUGCGUGGAGACAUACUUACUUCCGCAUAGUCCGUCCCCAUAUUCUUAGAGAAUUUUACUCCGAAUUUAUUUUAAAACGCUGAUUUCAGGGUUUGUCCCAUAUUUAACAAAACAUUUGUCGAAAAAAAUUGUGAACCCAAACAGUAUUCAUUCUUCGAACUCCUUGGUUCAAGCAUGGCAAAAAUAGGAUGUAACGCGGAAACCCGCCCAGAGAAUAAAUUAUACUCGCCUACUGGAGAAGUCGUAACCUCAUACAAACAGGAGACGACAGACAACUUUGAUUGCCAAAGUAUGGUGGGUGUAUUUGAUAAGAAGUUGGUGUUCCGAAAGAACGGAUCAGAUGAGUGUAAGCAGUUGGAUUGGGAAGGCAAAAAAUGGGAUCCAUCGCCGUGUCAGCCAGCGGAGUACAACCUCACUUCCUCGAACCGAUUCUUGCUGUCUUUGGUGAGUGUAUGAAGAAUAUAUAACCCUUAGUUUUAGAAGUACUUGAUUGUUAUGUUCGAGUCUUCCAGUUGUACCAGACCAGCUCAACUCUCUCCCGAAUUUUUGGACAAUACUUAUGUCGAGUUUAUGAAUCACAAAGGGUAAGUUCGUUUUUAGUAAAUUCACCGGUUGCCUUUCUGCCAAAUUCCAAAAAAAAAAAAAAUAAUUUUUCCAAGCUGCGCGCGAACAUCUUGCCAGGUGCUUUUAGCUCGCCAUCGAGGCAUCUCUUUAUAGCCGUAGUCUAAGCCAAAAACUUUGAGAUUUAGUUCAAUUUACGUUUAAAACUUCACACUUUUACAUUUUUUAGAGCCGAUACGACCGAUACGACCGCAACCAAGAAUUGCGCCACCAAUUCCUCAAUUUGUGGAUGGAUUCUUAUGGCUCUUGUCUUUGGCCAAAUUUUUUAUUUUAAACUUUGA
This is a messenger RNA of Bursaphelenchus xylophilus (pine wood nematode), 1248 nucleotides long. The record is from the annotation of a GenBank genome assembly. NCBI's taxonomy places the organism in Eukaryota, Metazoa, Nematoda, Chromadorea, Rhabditida, Aphelenchoididae.